AUGCUGUGGCCGGCCGAAGAGGGUUGUGACGGUCAGAGACCAGCUCUCUCAAGACAAGGCUCAGAACACCAAAUAACAAAGACCCAAAGGUCUGGGAAAUCGCAGUUGCUCUCCAGAGCUCAAAUCCGUGGGAUAUAUUCCGUGAGUAAUGAAGACAUCGCUGCAUCGUCUUUGGAAAUUACAGUACCACGUGACCUUGCAGAUGGGUUUGUAAACAACAAACGUGAAAGCUACAAGUUUAAAUUUCAAGAAACGUUCGACCAAGAAGCCAAACAAGAAGCCAUAUUUGAACGCAUUGCUAAACCUGUAGCAGAGAGUGUCCUCACGGGUUAUAAUGGCACUAUAUUUGCCUAUGGUCAGACUGGCAGUGGGAAGACAUUUACUAUCACAGGAGGAGCAGAGCGUUACAGUGACAGAGGGAUUAUACCUAGGACUCUCUCAUACAUUUUUGAACAGUGUCAGAAGGACAGCAGUAACGUAUAUACAAUAUACAUAUCCUAUUUAGAAAUCUACAAUGAGUGUGGAUAUGAUCUGCUGGACCCAAGACAUGAAGCAUCCAAACUGGAGGAUCUGCCGAAAGUUACCAUUAUGGAGGAUCCUGAUCAGAACAUUCAUCUAAAGAACCUUUCACUUCAGCAAGCGAAUAAUGAGGAGGAGGCUCUGAAUCUUCUGUUUCUAGGAGACACAAAUAGGAUGAUUGCAGAGACUCCAAUGAAUCAGGCUUCCACCCGCUCACACUGCAUUUUUACCAUUCACAUCUCAAGCAAGGAGCCAGGGUCGGCAACCGUACGUCGCUCCAAGCUGCACUUAGUCGAUUUGGCUGGAUCUGAGCGAGUUGCAAAAUCUGGAGUCGGUGGACAACUGCUAACAGAAGCCAAAUAUAUCAACUUAUCAUUGCAUUACCUUGAGCAGGUAAUUAUUGCACUGGCAGAAAAGAAUCGCUCUCAUAUACCUUACAGAAAUUCCAUGAUGACCUCUGUGCUCAGAGAUAGCCUCGGGGGGAACUGUAUGACGACUAUGAUUGCAACUCUGUCUAUGGAGAAGAGGAAUCUAGAUGAAUCUAUUUCCACUUGCCGAUUUGCACAAAGGGUCGCCCUAAUAAAGAAUGAAGCUGUAGUAAAUGAGGAAGUUGACCCUCAGCUGAUAAUUGCUCGUCUCAAGAAGGAAAUCCAGUCCCUGAAAGAUGAGUUGGCCUUAAUCACUGGAGAGCAGAGAACAGAGGAGCUAUCUCAGGAAGAUAUUCUCAGACUUGAAGAGCAGCUAAAGAACUUUAUGGAAGAUGUGGAUUCUGAAAGCACUCUUGAAAUAGGAGCUGAUAUGAGGAAAAUCCAGCAUUGCUUCAGAAUCUGCAAGAGGCUGUUGAAUGAUAAAAACAAGCAAGAGAGCGGUGUGCUGUCUCCUGAGAUGGAAUUAAUCAGACCUAGCACAUCUGCAAGACCAGAAGAGCUCCAGAAAUGCAAAGAUCUUCUGCAGCAAAGAGAUAACGAAAUUAACAUUCUGGUGAACAUGCUGAAGAAGGAAAAGAAGAAGGCUCAUGAUGCAGUUUUGGAAUUGAGUUCUUCUGGCAAGCAGCCUUAUUUAGAAACACCAGAGGUCUCAUAUCAUGCCAGAAAGCUGGGAGGGGGUCACAAGUCACCUCUACCAAGUAGUGUGCAAGACAAGAGUGACAGCAGCUCAUUGGAACAUCGAUUCAACUCCCUUUACAGAAAAGCAGUACUAGCAGAAGAGGAGAUGUCUUUGGGACGUCAAGAAGCAUUUGACCUUUUCAAACAGGAUUAUUCAGACAGGCUAACUAUUGAAGACAACAAAGGACUCCUUAAACAGAGGUAUGCUGAAGCUAAGGCUCUUGGAGAAGAAGUUAAUAAAGUGCGGAAUCGAAUAAGCUCUGGCAACCUCACCAUUCCCUCAUCCUCUCCAGCCAUGAGCACCUCUCCUCCACAACCUCACCACUCUGACCCUCAAUCAGGGAAUGAAGUACAUAUCCCUUCAAGUAUACUAUCCACCCUGCCAUCAAAGCAAGACAUUGCGGACAUUGUUCGGGCCUGUGUCCGUGAAGAAUUGGCGGACUUAAAGCAUGACAUUAACGCAAUAGGGUUCAGAGUGGAGGCUUUAGAAGAUAGUAAUGAUACUAUUAGAGAAGAUGUAGAAGGCCUACAAUCUCAAGUGGAUGCAUUUACUUCUAAUAUAGAGGCCCUACACUCUAAAAUCGAAGAUUUAGAGAAUAGAAGUAGACGGAAAAAUCUAAGGAUAAGAGGGGUGCCUGAAUCUGUUUUACCCAAAGAUUUACCUACGUUUCUACCUGCUCUGUUUCAACACCUUAAGGGUGAUUCAUCUAAAGAAGAGGUCCCGUGGGACCGAGCACAUAGAGCUUUAAGAGCCCGACCCCCUGAUUCUGCUCCCCCCAGAGACAUCAUCAUAAAAUUUAAAAACUAUAGGGAUAAAGAAGAAAUCCUCAAUCUUUCACGAAGGAAUCAACCGAUUAGAUUUAGAGGCACUGUGUUACAAUUUUACGCUGAUCUUUCACAAAGAACAUUACAAAAGCGCAAAGAAUUUUCCCCAUUGACACAAAUCCUACGCAAUAAACGGAUCCCAUACAGAUGGGGAUUCCCCAUGCAUCUGCUGGUUAUCCAUGAAGAUAGGAGAGUAAUUUGUGAUGAUAUAUCUGAGGCCUCAAAAUUCUGUGAAAUCCUUCACCUAGACCCUCCGGAUUUGAAUGCUCCCUCCUCUUCGGUACCCCCAAACAACAUACAGCAGAAGUCUCGAAACAAUUGGUCCCUUACCCCAGCCAAGCCCCAGAAGCGACCCUCUGCAGCACGAAACCUAGAAAUUGGUUACCAAUAUUACUAUGUAGAAUUUUUUGGUAUUUUUGCGGUUCCGCAGAAUCCAGACUCUCCAAUCCCCCUUACAGGAGACAGCCAGACGGACGCAGAUAUCCUGGCUUUUGUGAGAGCUCGUCAGAAUCUGAUGCAAAGAAAGGAAAACGUAUAUUUGAUUAAUUAG
Bombina bombina (fire-bellied toad) is the source of this 3000-nucleotide messenger RNA. It is a transcript of the gene KIF6, whose product is annotated as kinesin family member 6. The record is from RefSeq and is a predicted model, not a curated record. The transcript has 19 exons. Bases 1 to 3000 code for a protein of 999 amino acids. Gene Ontology annotation, biological process: microtubule-based movement. Lineage: Eukaryota; Metazoa; Chordata; Amphibia; Anura; Bombinatoridae. Gene Ontology annotation, molecular function: microtubule motor activity; ATP binding; microtubule binding.